Molecule: messenger RNA, 6450 nt
Organism: Caretta caretta (loggerhead turtle)
Lineage: Eukaryota; Metazoa; Chordata; Testudines; Cheloniidae
Gene: DISP1
Product: dispatched RND transporter family member 1
Biological process (GO): smoothened signaling pathway
Cellular component (GO): membrane
Molecular function (GO): peptide transmembrane transporter activity
Source: RefSeq, a predicted model, not a curated record
UUGAAAGGGAGUUGGUGCUAUUUGUUGAAUAGGUUGGAAGCAACAGAAAAACACAUCAGCGAUUAUAGCAUCAUGUAUUUUGCACAAUAUUUGUGAUAAUAAAGGAGAAAGCCUUAGUGAUGGGUGGGAGGCUGAGGUGCAGAGACUUGCUCCGUGAUUUGAGCAACCAGCAAAGCAUCCAAUACAAAAUGCAAACAGCCGGGACAGUAUUAUCAGGGAUGCCUGUUGCUCUUAUUUUGAGGCUCAGGCCUGAAUUGUGCAGCUGUACAUCCAGCUAUUAACUCCUGGAGAGGAGGGGGGUUUGAAGUCUUUUGUUCAGUUCGGUGUAGUUUACGGGUGGUGGAAGUGCAACAGAGCCAGCACUCCCUAUUGCACCAAAUGUCUUUGCCUGAAUGUGUUUGUAAAGCCCUAUCAAUUAGUACAAACAUAAUUUUCUGUGUAAAAUGAGCUGUCAUCAACUCCAUAUGAAUGUUUGACAUUUUAAAAGGUUUUUAUUAAUCUGUUAUGUAACGAGCAGAAGUGAACAUUCAGCUGAAACAAAGCUGAAAAACAGCUUUUAAUUAUGACACAAUAUAUUAAACAGCAAUCUAUUAUCUAACUACAAAGAACCCUUUCAUUAUAUCAUCAGUGAAACGAAACAGUCAAGUGCAACAGUGCAAGGCAGGGCACAACACAAAGUGGGAAGGGGGUUACAUUUACAGGCUAGUGCGUGUCUUUGCUCAGCCUCUUCUGGUUUGUGGGCUUUCUGGUGUGGCAUGCUGAGGUUUGAAGUUACAAGGGGCAAUUGAGGGCUCAAAUGAGCUGGGGUCCUAAUUGCCCCAAAUUGUUCUCUGUGCCCUCAGCUUGGGUCUCAGAGGGAAAUGGCCUGGGAGUACUGCUGUGGGGUUACACCAGGGAGGUGUGUACUCUUGUUCCUUGUAGCCUGUAUUGUUCAGGGGCUUCAUAAUAUGGCUGGGACUGGUUUGCACUACUGUAUUGCUGACUGCCCUAAUAGUUAAAUGCUGCAAUAGGGCAUUUCGGGUUUGUGUUGUCCCCAGGAGUUGCCUCUGCAUCUCCCUCUUUCUAUGCUGUUUUUGGACAUGGCAGUGCUUUCCCUGGCCACUGCCACGCUGUCCUUUGCCACUGCAACAAUCUCUCAGUCCUUAAAUACUGCUUCCAACUCCCUGCAUUUUUUGAGGGGGAGAGGUCCUCUGUAAUGAUGCCACAAACAUUUUGUCACAAGCUUUCUCCCCGUCAGGUUUGCCAGCCAUUCUGCUGUUGAUAAGGGCCCUGUCCUUGAGUCUGUCUCAUGCAGAUAUAAUUGCUGUGGUGGUAUUUAAAAAAAAAAAAAAAAAAAAAGGUGGGAGGAGGGCAGUUACUGUUCCUAGUCUAGGGAGGCUCUGAUAACUUUUUUUUUUCACAUGCAUUUCUGCCUUUACCUCCUUGAGAUUCUUCCAUUCUGAGGAUUCCCCGAGACUGGGUUAUCCUGACUCUGGAUGAUGUUACACUGAGGCGGGUGACUAGGAGCUGGUUGGAGGUGGAUGGACAGGUGGAAAAGAAUGGCAUGUCUAGCUCUCCUUGAUUGGUGGGAGCGUCACUGAAGCAGGAACAAAAGAGAGUGAAAUGAAGGGGGUGAGCCCAUAGGGCCCCAGGAAGAAAGAGAAGGCAGUCAAAUUAGUAGCUCCCAAAAGUAACGUGUAAAAGGUAUCUAAAAGCAAUUGGCACAGGAUCUUGGUUUUGUACUCUUAACUGUCUCAAAGCGUGAGUUUUACGACGUUGGGAAACGGCACAUUUCAGCUGAGAUCGGAGCUGUGACAUUGAUCUAAAGAAAUACUGCAGACCCAUCUAGCAGUCGGAGUAUGGCUAUGAACAAUGGCAAUAAUGAUUUUGUGGUCCUGAGUAAUGGCAGCAUCCUCUCCAGUGCUACCGGUCCCAGCAUCCUUUCAGCUACUGAUGGAGGCAUUGCAGCCCAACACCUCCCCUCCAAGGAAGCACCAAGAGCAAAAGUGAGUCCAAAUGGAUGCCUGCAACUUAAUGGUACAAUCAAACCAUCCUUUCUGCCUGUAGACAACCAAAGAACUCAACAGAUGUUAACACAAUGCUGCCACCCUUGCCCAUACCAUCAUCCUUUAAGUAACCAUAAUAAACAGCAAGAAUGUCAUUCACUGGCUGGGAGCACAGCACCAUCUCCUAUGACUUCCUGCUGCCUGCAGGCACAUACUGAAUAUUCAACAUCUGUCUGCCAAAAACAUACACCUAUGUAUCAGACCACCUGCUGCCUUCAACACUCCCCAUCAUUCUGCCUUCAUCAUCAGUGGCCUGACCAUUUUCAACAUCAGUCUGUUCAACAACAUGUAGCCAGUGUAAGACCAGCCAGACCAUUCAAGUUACCAAAAAGUUAUGCAGCCCUGAUAGCUGACUGGCCUGUGGUGGUUCUAGGCAUGUGUACUGUGUUAAUAGUGGUGUGUGCAUUGGUUGGCAUAUUAGUUCCAGAUCUUCCAGACUUCUCUGAUCCUCUGCUGGGUUUCGAGCCAAGAGGGACUGCAAUAGGCCAGAGAUUGGUCACAUGGAAUAAUAUGGUGAAAAACACAGGGUACAAAGCAACAUUGGCAAAUUAUCCUUUUAAAUAUGCAGAUGAACAGGCUAAAAGUCAUCAGGAUGACAGAUGGUCAGAUGAUCACUAUGAGAGAGAGAAAAGGCAAGCAGAUUGGAAUUUCCACAAAGACAGCUUUUUCUGCGAUAUUCCAAGUGAUCGAUACUCACGAGUGGUGUUUACUUCCACAGAAGGAGAGAACUUGUGGAACUUGCAUGCAAUUAAAUCAAUGUGCAAUGUAGAUAAUUUGAGGAUAAGAUCUCAUUCCCAAUUUGGUGAUCUCUGCCAGAGGACCACUGCUGCUUCAUGCUGUCCCAGCUGGACGCUGGGCAACUAUAUUGCCAUUCUAAACAACAGAUCGUCAUGUCAAAAAAUUGUAGAACGAGAUGUUUCUCACACCCUAAAGCUGCUUCGUACAUGUGCCAAGUACUACUACAAUGGAACCCUGGGGCCAGAUUGCUGGGAUGUGGCAGCCAAAAGGAAGGACCAGCUCAAGUGUACAAAUGUGCCUCGUAAAUGUACAAAGUACAAUGCUGUUUACCAGAUUCUGCACUAUCUAGUGGACAAAGAUUUUCUAAGCCCAAAGACUGCUGACUACGUCUUGCCAGCUUUAAAGUACAGCAUGCUCUUCUCUCCAACAGAAAAAGGAGAAAGCAUGAUGAACAUUUACCUGGAUAAUUUUGAGAACUGGAACUCUUCUGAUGGUAUAACGACCAUCACGGGGAUUGAGUUUGGAAUAAAACAUAGUUUGUUUCAAGAUUACCUAUUAAUGGAUACUGUGUAUCCUGCCAUAGCCAUUGUCAUUGUUCUCUUAGUCAUGUGUGUGUACACGAAGUCCAUGUUUAUCACGCUGAUGACCAUGUUUGCAAUAAUUAGUUCCUUGAUUGUAUCUUACUUUCUUUAUCGUGUAGUAUUUAAUUUUGAGUUUUUCCCUUUUAUGAACCUCACGGCAUUAAUUAUUCUUGUUGGAAUUGGCGCAGAUGAUGCUUUUGUCCUGUGUGAUGUUUGGAACUACACAAAAUUUGAUAAAUCUCAUGCUGAUACUUCUGAGACAGUCAGCAUCACCUUGCAACAUGCUGCUCUUUCCAUGUUUGUAACCAGUUUUACCACCGCGGCUGCCUUCUAUGCUAAUUACGUCAGCAAUAUUACAGCAAUCCGAUGUUUUGGUGUUUACGCUGGCACUGCCAUAUUGGUGAAUUAUGUUUUAAUGGUAACAUGGUUACCAGCAGUAGUUGUGUUACAUGAACGGUAUCUUCUCAAUAUAUUCACUUGCUUCAAAAAACCUCAGCAGCGGGUCUAUAGCAACCAAGGCUGCUGCACAGUGUUGUGCCAAGUGUGCCACAAGAUUAUUUUUGCAGUCUCAGAAGCAUCCAGGAUAUUUUUUGAAAAAGUCUUGCCAUGCAUCGUUAUCAAGUUUCGAUAUAUUUGGCUGUUCUGGUUCCUUGCUUUAACUGUAGGUGGAGCAUAUAUUGUAUGUGUUAAUCCAAAAAUGAAAUUACCAUCACUGGAGCUCUCUGAGUUUCAAGUGUUUAGGUCUUCUCAUCCUUUUGAACGCUAUGAUGCUGAGUACAAAAAGCUUUUUAUGUUUGAACGUGUCCACCAUGGAGAGGAACUCCACAUGCCAAUUACAGUAAUCUGGGGCAUCUCUCCUGAAGAUAAUGGAGAUCCUCUAAAUCCUAAAAGUAAAGGAAAGCUGAAACUAGACAGCAGUUUUAAUAUUGCAAGCCCAGCUUCACAAGUCUGGAUUUUACAUUUUUGCCAGAAGUUAAGAAAUCAAACAUUUUAUUACCAAACUGAAGAACAAGACUUUGCAAGCUGCUUUAUUGAGACAUUUAAGCAGUGGAUGGAAAAUCAGGACUGUGAUGAGCCAGCUCUUUAUCCCUGCUGCAGCCACUGGAGGUUUCCAUACAAACAAGAAGUUUUUGAGUUAUGCAUCAAGAGGGCCAUCAUGGAGUUAGAAAGAAGCACUGGGUACCAUUUGUACAGCAAAACCCCAGGGCCUCGCUUUGACAUAAAUGAUACUAUCAGGGCUGUUGUACUGGAGUUCCAAAGCACUUAUCUCUUCACACUGGCUUAUGAGAGAAUGCAUCAGUUCUACAGAGAGGUGGAUUCAUGGAUUUCAAAUGAGCUUCGUUCUGCUCCUGAGGGUCUUGGCAAUGGAUGGUUUGUGAGUAAUUUAGAGUUCUAUGACCUCCAGGACAGUCUUUCUGAUGGUACUCUGAUUGCCAUGGGUCUUUCAGUUGCUGUUGCAUUUAGUGUAAUGCUACUUACAACUUGGAAUAUAAUUAUAAGCCUUUAUGCAAUAGUUUCAAUAGCUGGAACUAUAUUUGUUACUGUUGGUUCUCUGGUUCUUCUUGGAUGGGAGCUAAAUGUGUUAGAGUCUGUUACUAUUUCUGUAGCUGUUGGCUUAUCUGUGGACUUUGCUGUUCACUACGGAGUUGCUUACCGCUUAGCUCCUGAUCCAGACCGAGAAGGAAAAGUCAUCUUCUCUCUAAGCCGCAUGGGCUCUGCAAUUGCAAUGGCUGCCUUGACCACAUUUGUGGCUGGAGCAAUGAUGAUGCCUUCCACGGUCUUAGCAUACACCCAACUUGGCACCUUCAUGAUGCUUAUAAUGUGCAUUAGUUGGGCUUUUGCAACCUUCUUUUUCCAAUGCAUGUGCCGUUGCCUUGGACCUCAAGGCACUUGUGGCCAGAUUCCUUUGCCAAAAAAAUUGCAAUGCAAUGUCUUCUCCCAAGCUUUGUCAGGAAGCCAAGGAGACCGGGGACAAAACAAAGCACAUCUUGCCAACACAUUUCAGUUGGAUUCCGGAGGGCAAAAAAUAGAAAUGGAGCAGGAGCAUUAUGAGUUAGAGCCUCUGGCAUCACAUACCAGUAAUUGUAAUUCAUCAGAGAAAGUAAGUUAUGAAGAAACCCACAUCUGCUCAGAACUUUUCAAUGGCAGACCCCCAAAUGCAUGCACGUCUGUGCAUUCAGCAUAUAACAGUGAAUUGAAUAAAAGCAUCAAAAAUGAAGCUGGUUCAACCCUGGUACAGCCAUGUGUCGACCAGCAUACCAUGUGCCCCCUCUCCUCUCAGAACAGGCAGUGUAGCUGUCCAGAUGCAUAUAGACAGUUAAGUGACACUUUGUGCUACCAAUGUGCCCCGUCAUCUGGUAAUGUUGUGCAGGUCCAAAACUCUGUGCCUCCUGUAAAUGUUUUACAGCAAGCUGUUGAAAGCUUUGUUCCCCCAGUCCAACAUGUGCUCCAUUGCAGUUGUCUUCAGGGGAGACUGAAAAGACCCAUGAUGCAGAACUCUCUGCCUAGAAAUUUUUUUCUGCAUUCAGUACAGCAGUUUCAAACACAUGAAAGAAUAAACAGGAGAGAUGCAGCUAGUCUUCAGAAUACAGAGGAGAGUGUAAGAACUCUUCCAAAGGUGACCAGCUCCUCACUGUUUAUCUGCAGAAGUGCUGGUUCUCUUAUAAAACCUUGUUCUGAAGCUGAAAAUAAUGUAUCAAGUAACCAAAAGGGACUCUGUAAAAACAGAGACAAGUGUGAUUUAAGGGGUACAGAAGUAAAUGGAAAUGAAGACAAGCGAACUUCAGUAUCAAAGCAGAAGAUAACUGAAAUCAAGAUAGAUCCGAAUUCAUCGCAAACUGACCAACUUUUGAAGGCUGAUCAAAAUGAUCAGAAACACAUACUGAACAGUGCAGUGAGAGAGGCCGAGUAUGAGUUUUGCCCUGAAAAUACACAAUAUUGUAACAGAGCCAUAACAGUGAAGUGCAAUUCCGCUGACAGUCGAAUGCCAAACAUUGAGGCCAAUGUGCCUGCUUUGUUAACGCAUCCAGAACUUUCCAAUGAAAGUUUGUUAAUAAAACCGCUAUAAUAAAUCUUACGUUUGGCAA